AUGUCCAAAAUUAUCAUUCUUCUUUUCCAUAUCCUUCUCUAUUCAGAAUUGAAGCCUUCAAAAGCCCAAACUUGGAUCAAAUCAGGUUACUGGUUCUCUGGCAUUGGGUCUCCCAUUUCAGACAUAAACUCAGCCUUCUUUACUCACCUUAUUUGCGCUUUUGCUGAUGUAAACUCUUCCUCCUACGAGCUCUCCGUAUCGUCCAGUGAUGCGCAAUACUUCUCCACCUUCACAAACACUGUUAGCCCAAAGAACCCAUCAGUCACCACUCCUUUCCAUUGUUGGCGGAAACGCAAACCAUACUACCCUUUCAUCAAUGCCAGGCUUUAUGGCUUUCAAUGCCUAGAACUUUGUUGGGUUUCGGCGAACACAAGCUCAUCCGACAUGACCAAUAUGGGAUUACUAUUUCAAGAUUGGCGUGCCGCUGUGAAUUCUGAGGCAAAAAACUCAAGCCAGAAAGAAUUGAUUUUGACUGCUGCUAUUCCAUACUCACCAAAUUCAGAUACAGUUUAUCUCCCUGUAUACUCAAUUCAGACUAACUUGAACUGGGUCCAUGUUAAUGCUUAUGACUACCAUGCGCCCGGAUGGUCAAACUAUACCGGUGCUCAUGCAGCCUUAUAUGAUCCAUCGGGUCAGGCUAACACGGAUGAUGGUAUUGGUGCAUGGAUUGGUAGAGGCUUGUCUACUAGCAAGUUGGUUUUGGCAUUGCCCUUCUACGGCUAUGCGUGGACACUAAAGAACCCCAAUGACAACGGAAUAGGUGCUCCAGCAACAGGUCCUGCUGCCAUUGCAAUUAAAGAUGAUGGAGUCAUGAGGUAUAAUCGAAUCAAGAGCUAUGCUCAGAGCAAUGGGGCUGCUAUAAUAGAGAAGAAGCUACUUGGUUACAUUGUGUGGCAAGUCCCAUUUGAUGAUAAUUGGGCACUUUCUUUCGCAGGUACGUACAGAAGAGAUGUUGCACUCUUGGGUGUGUUACCAAAUGGAAAAGAUAUAGCAAUGAAAAAACUUUCAAAAAUAUCUAUGCAAGGAUUUGAGGAGUUCAAGAAUGACGUUAUGCUUACCGCGAAACAACAACAUGUAAAUCUUGUGCGAGUUUUGGGAUUUUGCAUUGAAAGUGAUGAACAAAUGCUAAUUUACGAGUACAUGCCAAACAAAAGCUUGGACUUCUACCUCUUUGGUCUGAUAUCUUUCUUGCUUCCAAUUACAUUAUUUGAGAUAUGUUAA
Molecule: messenger RNA, 1221 nt
Organism: Quercus lobata
Lineage: Eukaryota; Viridiplantae; Streptophyta; Magnoliopsida; Fagales; Fagaceae
Product: class V chitinase-like
Exons: 4
Coding region: 1-1221 (406 amino acids)
Biological process (GO): protein phosphorylation; carbohydrate metabolic process; chitin catabolic process
Cellular component (GO): extracellular region
Molecular function (GO): chitinase activity; chitin binding; protein kinase activity
Source: RefSeq, a predicted model, not a curated record